AUAACUACAAUCAUAAUACGUGUUUAUAAAUACAAUUAUUAUUAAUAAUAAUAUUUCUGGCUUGAUUUUAUUCUCCUAAGCCUUAGCAUGUUAGCACGUUAGCCUGUUAGCACGCUAGCUAGCUCUGUGUCGUGAGAGACUUUCUCACUCUGAGGAGAUAUGGCGACUUUAGACGUCGUGUAUGAGAAGAUUCACCACAAACACGGUCCCCGGUGGUGUGCGCACGUGGGAACCGGACAUGACGCAGCAGCGAGCGCGAGCCUCAGAGUGUGUGUCGCGUGCGUCGUCGAGCUGACUGACAGCUGCCACGUGUCGGUUGUGCGUAAGUCGAUGGCACUGACGGGUGUAGCAGAGCUGCUAAAGACUGAAGGAGUGAUGAGGGAAAUCCUGCAGCAGGAUGACGGUGUGUGUGUGCGUUUCACCACCUCAUUACUCAAGAUGCUACAGACUGUUGAAGAAUCUUCUACACUGGACAAAGUCAUGCAGGACACCUUCUGUGUGUGUGUUUUGUGUGUCUCAGUGCUGGUUCAGCUGUUGUUGGAACUGAAGUCAGAGCAUUUAGUGCAACACUUGAUAAAUGAACUCCAAACACAGCUCUGUGGUGUGAACUGGUCCGUGGUGUGUGUGACGUUUUUGGGUAAAUUGCUGGAUGCUGUUCCUGCAGUAUCGCACAUGCUGACCAGCACAAACUGUGAGAACUUUUUUCUCCUUCUGUUGUGUGUGCUGGAGAGCUUGUGUGUGCAAAUGGUGAGUGCAGACGAGGAGCUGAAGGCGGCAGCGUGUUACGUGUUCCGUGGUGUGUGGGAGUCAGAGGAUGCACGUCACUCCAUGCCUCAAACACUCAGGGAAAGAGUGUGUGUGUUACUUUUAAACACACUGAAACAUGCUUCUGUGCACCAACUCAUUGUCAACUGCCUUGGGCUGCUGUUACUGAUGCUGCGUUCAGGAGAGACAGUGUGUUUCCUGAUGACUCAGGAAGAAGACACAAAGCACUCAGAUCUCCAACACUGUUCAUUACCACUCAUAUUAAAGAGGGUAUUGUUGAGUGGUGAUGAGUGUCUGCAGGUGGCCAGUGUUCAGUGUGUGAGUGCUGUACUCAGUCACUCCACUCAGUACUGCAUGUCCUUCAUACACGGUGACAUCCCAGAGUUCCUGUUUGAGCGUCUGAGCAGCAGUAACGACGUCCUCCUGUGGUGUGUGUACAGCUGUGUGUUACAGCUGUGUGAAGACUCGCUGUUUUUCUCUCAGUGCCACUCUCUUUACGGUAUCGAGUCUGUAGUGCGCAGUCUGAAGGAGUCCCUGAAGCUGUCUAACCUGGAGGUCCCCAAACAGGGACUGCAGCUGCUUACAGUUAUACUGGAGAAGCAGCCAGCAGGAGUGCGUCUGUUCCCAAUCGGCCCCACGUUUGUGAACGUGGCUGAUGUGGUGAUAGUGGGCUUGGCUUCACCUUGUCUCCAAGUAGCAACACAGGCAGCACGAGCAGCUACGGCACUGAUGAAGAUGCAUCACCAGUCCACUCCAGUGCAUUAUGGAGAGUUAAGAAAGAUUAUGGAGGCUUUGUCAUGCAGAUUCACAGAGUUACCCUCACGGACCAUCUCACAGCGCAGAAGGUGUUUUGCAGAGCCCAAGUCCAGUUCUCAGUCCACCAAAGCAGGAACAUUCUUAAUGCAAGCACUUGUGUGCUUUCACGAGACUUGUAGGCUGUUGGAGGAGUGUGUGUGUGAAGCCACUGUGACGGACAGUCCAUUGACAGCAGCAGGAGAAAAAGAUGACGACACGCUGGAGUGUGUGUGUGUGUAUUUGCUGAAAUGCUGUGAUACAGUGUACAUUCCUACUGUUACUAGAGUGUGUGAGCGCACCCCCAGUCCUCGGGUUCUGCAGCUCUUCCUCUCCAUUCUGUCCAUGCAGUUUUCUCUCUCGCCGUCACUCAUGCCUGCUUUUGCUAACAAGCUUGCGUCCUCAGGUUUCAUUAGGCUGACUGUAGAAAACAAGGCUCUACUGUGUUCAGGAAACAGACACACGUCUCUAAAUGUGGCUUGCUGUGGGUUUCUUCUGAAGCUCUGUGUGUGCCUACUGUCUCAGCCUAAUCCACAGACCCACAGCCAACACCUAGGUGUUGAGGAGGUAGAACACGUGUUGCGUGAGUGUUUGCCGUCUCUGUACUAUCAUGUGUGUGAUUGGCCAGCAGUGUUGGGACAGGCAGGAGGAGCUGAUCAGAACACACAGUACUGCUUACUGCACCUGCUUUAUCUGUCACUGGUCAGUGGGGACAGGUUGCUUCCUGAUGCUACAGUGUUCUCCAGUAUAAUGGACUUUAAUAACACAGUAGUGGAACAAUGCUGUACUCUUCCUCCAUCAGUAGUGCAGUCAGUUCUGUAUCUGUUAUCAGAAACACAAGAGAACAGCUCUGAGCUAGACUGGCCUAAUCUGAAGAGCAUCAGUAAGGUCCUGACAUCCACACCUCCAUCCUCUUCACCUCUGUCUGUUCCUCAUCCCUCUCUUCUGCACUUCAUCUUCCGUUACCCUGAGCUGGCCGAGCAGUUUGGGGCAACAGUUCUGACCGGGUGGCUGAAAAGAGGGAAAGUCUGGGAUCCAGAGCAGUCAGUACUGAUGGGGCUCCUGGAGAAAAACCCUUGUGUUCUAAGGAAAAUGCUGGGUGUAGUGUUUGAGGUGGAGGAGGAGGACGUAGCUGAGUGUGCAGUCAAUGUGAUUAAGGGCUUUCUCAUGGCUCAGCACAAUUAUAGCUGUGUUUCUCAAUCACUGCUCAAACCGUCACUCCUUCAGCUAGUGCAGAAACUCAACUGUGAUAGCAACACUGUAGUACAUUGUGUAUCUCUGAUGUUGGAGGUAAUGUGUAUGGUGCAGACGAACUCUACAGUUCACACUGAUAUGGACCACACUGACUUGAAACUGCUGUAUUACAGUGAGCACAUCAGUAAUCUUAUUGGAAAAGUGAAGUGCAGAGACACAGAAUAUCUGCUACCGGCUUUAAACUACCUUUACUGCUGUCUGGUUCUGUCCCCUACACACACGGCUGACCGAGCUGUAUCCAUGUUGCUCUGUAACACUGGUCUAAUGGAGUUACUACAGACGCUGCUGGAUCACUGUCAUUCCUCCUCAUCUUCAUCACCAGUCACCUGCUGCUCUUUCCUCUUGCUCAGCUCCCUCAUUACUCUACAACACACACACUCUGCUCAGGUCCAUAAGAGUGUGUGUUUAGAGUUAGAGAGUGUUUUGAGGACCCUAAUUUUCUGGAAGAGACAUACUGACAGCCUGCUUCUGGUGUGUACAGUGCGUCUGCUUCAGGCCGUGUUGGACAUGGACCUGUGCUCUCCUGUAGUGUGUGUGUCAGUGUGUAUGGAGCUUCAUCCACUCAGCUACAAAGGAGCCAUAAGUUUCACCACAGCACUACAAAGUCUAUUACUACAGAAACAGAAGCAGGAGAUCCUUCUCAGUGUCUCUGUGAACUGUCUGGACUCACUCAUAUGUUUUCUGAACAGAAGGAGACCAUCUAUAGACUUUCAGCAUGUGGUGUUGCAGCCCUGGAAUCGUUUCUUGCUCUACUCCCUGCUUACCUCAGGAGAACAUGUGACUCUCCACCCAGCGACACUCCGCUUCCUGACUCUGCUGGUUUACUGGUCUGGAGAUGCCUUGCAGUGGGAGUCAGAAAUUGUGUGUGUGUGUAAAACAGCUGAGGAGAGAGGAGUAAAAGAGCUGAAAGACAACACCAUACACACUCUUACACGUCUACUGGUGGAGCAGGUUGUGGGUCUGCCCCAGGAUCAUGUUCUCACUCCACGAGGAGCCCAAACCACCUCAGCUGCUUUCUCUUGAUUUAAAGGAAAAGCAGCUCUAAGCUGAGACUCCACUAGAUUUGUUGAGCCUCUCACCCACAGUUCCUGAGCUUCUGCUUCAUCACCUCAAAGACUGACCUGAUCUGUUCUGUAUACUCCUUCUCCAUCACUCAUGAAUAAUAAACCUCCACCAGAAUCUGGUCUCACUUGACAAAAACAUCCCAUUGUUCAUGGCUGUGGAUUUUCAGCCAUAUCCUGUCCACAACUACAGCCUUAAUGGAGUCUGAAACCCACCUUAAAGGAUUUUAUAUGUUCUUCAUACAAUUACAAACAUAAAGGAAAGUGUUACACCACCUCCAGGACAACAAACCUCAAGCUACACCAUCAUCAGGCUUCACACGUGUGGAUUAGAAUAAAGAGCUGCUCUUCUCUUGGUGUUCUAUAAAUAUAUUGUAUUAAAGCAGAAUAUUGAAUUGUCUGUGUGUGUGUCUGUGUGUAUGUGUGUCUGUCUGUGUGUCUGUCUGUGUGUCUGUCUGUCUGUGUGUAUGUGUCUGU
Molecule: messenger RNA, 4349 nt
Organism: Tachysurus fulvidraco (yellow catfish)
Lineage: Eukaryota; Metazoa; Chordata; Actinopteri; Siluriformes; Bagridae
Product: meiosis inhibitor protein 1
Exons: 32
Coding region: 160-3834 (1224 amino acids)
Biological process (GO): meiosis I
Source: RefSeq, a predicted model, not a curated record